CAGAGCGCUGAGGGGAGCGGGCGGCGAGGGCGGGCCCGGAGCGGAGCAACUUCGCAAAAAGCUCUCGCAGCACCUCAAAACAAAGCGCCCAACCAACCAACCGGCCCACCCGCCCUUGUGCCUGCCACUCGCCUGCUUCCAGGCGGGUUUUCUUGCUGCGAGGGCGAUAGAGCCCCACAAGCUUUGCUCCCUGCGUGCCCGCUCCGCCCCAGCCAUGGUGAUGUUCAGGAAGGUGAAGAGCUUCACGGUGGUCUUCAGCGAGCCCGACAAGAUCUACUGCAGCGGGGACAAGGUGGCCGGGCGCGUGGUCGUGGAGGUGGCCGAGGUGACCCGCGUCAGCGCCGUCAAGGUGUUGGCGUGUGGGGUGGCCAGGGUGACCUGGGCCAAGGGCCCGACCCAGUGCCGGCAGGAGAUGGAGUACCUGCGCUUCGAGGACGUGCUGGCGCUCGAGGAGCAGCCCACGGAUGGGGACGGCUCCGUCAUCCUGAGACCUGGGAACAAGUACGAGUACAAGUUCGGCUUUGAGCUGCCUCAGGGGCCGCUGGGCACCACAUUCAAGGGCAAGUACGGCUCCGUGGAUUACUGGGUGAAGGCGUCCCUGGAGCGCCCGGCCUUCCCCCAGCAGGUGAAGAAACGCUUCGAGGUGAUGGAUCCCGUGGAUGUGAACACCCCGGAAUUGCUGUCCCCGGUGGCAGCCAAGAAGGAGAAGAAGGUGUCGUGCAUGUUCAUCCCCGACGGACGCGUGUCCGUCAGCGCCCAGAUCGACAGGAAGGGCUUCUGUGAAGGCGACGAGAUCUGCAUCAACGCCGACUUCGAGAACACCUGCUCGCGCAUCGUGGUGCCCAAGGCGGCCAUCGUGGCCAAGCACACCUACCUGGCCAACGGCCAGACCAAGGUCUUCUGCCAGAAACUCUCCUGUGUCCGUGGCAACCACAUCAUCUCGGGCACCUCCGAGUCCUGGCGCGGCAAAACCAUCCGCGUGCGGAAGCUCAAACCCUCCAUCCUGGGCUGCAACAUCCUGCGCGUGGAGUAUUUCCUGCAGAUCUACGUCAGCGUCCCGGGCUCCAAGAAAAUCAUCCUGGAGCUGCCGCUGGUCAUCGGGAGCCGCUCGGGCAUCGGGAGCCGCAGCUCCAGCAUGGCCAGUCAGACCAGUUCCGAGAUGAGCUGGGUCGACCUGAACCUCCCGGAUGCUCCAGAGGCACCCCCCUGCUAUCUGGACAUCGUUCCCGAGGAUCACCGGCUGGAGAGCCCCACCACGCCCCUGCUGGAUGAUCCUGACGGAUUCGACAGCCCCAUCUUCAUGUACGCGCCGGAGUUCAAGUUCAUGCCCCCCCCCACCUACACGGAGGUGAGCGCGGCGCCGGCGCCGGCACGGGAUGGGCCGGGCGGAUCCGGGAGCGCCGGCACAGCCCCCUCACCCGCUCCCUGCUCCGUCGCCCAGGUGGAUCCCUGCGUGGCCAACAACAACAACAACAACAACGUCCAGUGAGCGCCGCGGCCGGCGGGGUCGCUCCCGCUGAUCCCGGACUUGGCUCCGUGUGCCGCCCACCCGCGGCUCCCGAGGAACUGCCACAUUCCCGAGGAACGGCCGCCUUCCCCAGGAAAGGAAGCGCCGCUCCGGAGCGCCGGAACCUGCCAGGAAUGAAAACCCCGGGGCGCCGCGAGCCGGCGGAGAACCUUGGUGGACUGGGAGAGGAAAGAGAGAGAGGAGGCGGAUCCGGCUGGAAAAGGGCUGGGAAAGCUCGGCCGUCGCGACGCGCUGCCCGUCCUCGUCCCCGCGCCGUGGGGGGCGGGAAACCCCCGGGUUUGAACUGAUUCCAUCCGAAUUCCCCGACUCCGGGCGCUGCUCCGGGAGGGGGACACUGUGACCCCACAGCUCCGUCCUGUCGCGACACGCACCCCUUGUCGCGACCGACGCCUUUUCUACUCUUCGGUUUUGUAAAUAGUUUUUUUGGGGGGGGGGGGAAGAGGAGGAGGGGGAAAAGCACAAAAAAAUGCAGAUUUUGUACCUUUUAUGGCCCCUGGGGGGCAAAAUUUGUAAUAAAACCGAGUGAAACUGA
This is a messenger RNA of Myiozetetes cayanensis, 2060 nucleotides long. RefSeq names its product thioredoxin interacting protein (gene TXNIP). The transcript is spliced from 7 exons. The record is from RefSeq and is a predicted model, not a curated record. Gene Ontology annotation, biological process: protein transport. Lineage: Eukaryota; Metazoa; Chordata; Aves; Passeriformes; Tyrannidae. Gene Ontology annotation, cellular component: cytoplasm. The coding region runs from base 215 to 1489 and encodes 424 amino acids. Gene Ontology annotation, molecular function: ubiquitin protein ligase binding.